GGAGGAGAACAAAUUCACCAUGUGGACUCUCUUGGUUCUUUGCAGUGUGAUCGCCUCGCAUGGAGUCCAAAGUGCUGGUCGCUUUCAAACAACAGAGGAAAUUAAUCCAACAACAGAUUAUCCAGUUGAUACAACGUAUGCAGAUGGUGUAACGGAUUCUGCUGUAGCAGGUGUACGCUGUGGUAGCCAGUUUUAUGGCAGCGGGGGCACGUUUUACAGCCCCAACUAUCCAGGCCUAUACCCGCCCAACGCAAACUGUAUUUGGAACAUCACACCAGGCAGUCAAAUCGUGCAGCUGGACUUCCCUAUUUUAAACAUUGAGGAUCACCCAACCUGUGGUUUUGACGCCAUUUACGUCUACGAUGGCCCCAGUACCAGUUACAGGCUUCUGGGGAAAGUGUGUGGCACAAACACAACCACCUUCCACUCCACUGGUACUUCUUUGACUGUGCGCUUCAAGAGUGAUGGUAGUGUUAGCCGCCCAGGUUUUCGUGCGGACUUCCAAGUUGUGACUGGAGGUUCCUGCAGAUACAACUGUGGCUACCAGGUUGGAAACUGCUCUUGCUCUUCAAGCUGUAGAGGGAACUGUUGUCCAGACUAUGAAGAUUACUGUUUAUCCACAUCUGAACCAACAGUAACCGCUCAGCCCUCAUGUCUUUACAACUGCGGCUGGUACCUAGGAAGCUGUUCCUGCACAAGCUCUUGUCAAUACUAUGGCAACUGUUGCCAUGACUACCACUAUUACUGCCCAACCACUACUGACAGUCCUCCCUCCACAGCUCAGCCCUCAUGUUAUAACAACUGCGGCUGGGACCUGGGAAGCUGCUCCUGCUCAAGCUCUUGUCAAUACUAUGGCAACUGUUGCUAUGACUACAACUCUACCUGCAUGUCAACCACUUCCAGUCCAACCACAGCUCAGCCCUCGUGUUAUAACAACUGCGGCAGGCACAUGGGAAGCUGCUCCUGCUCAAGCUCCUGUCAAUACAAUGGCAACUGUUGUUAUGACUACUACUCUUACUGCCCCUCAUACACCACAGAUCAGCCUUCAUGUCGUUACAACUGCGGCAGGCACAUGGGAAGCUGCUCCUGCUCAAGCUCCUGUCUAUACAAUGGAAACUGUUGCUAUGACUACUACUCUUACUGCCCCUCAACUACCACAGAUCAGCCUUCAUGUCGUUACAACUGCGGCAGGUACAUGGGAAGCUGCUCCUGCUCAAGCUCCUGUCAAUACAAUGGCAACUGUUGCUAUGACUACUACUCCUACUGUUCAGUCACAACUAACAUGCCAACCACAGUAAAACCCUGUGGAGGUUCUCUGUUUGGCUCUGGCACCUUCUCCAGCCCGAACCACCCCAACUACUACCACGACAAUGCCUACUGUGUCUGGCAGCUCAGUGCUCCGUAUGACCAAAGAAUCUUCCUGGCAUUUACCUACCUGCAAUUGGAGAACUGCUGCUCCUGUGACUAUAUUUCCAUCUACGAUGGGCCGUCUGUUAGCUCACGGUAUCUGGGGAAAGUGUGCAACAACAGUCUGAGUUCUUUCUACUCCACUUCCAACUACUUGACUGUGCUCUUCCGGACUGAUGGUUCUGUGGUUGGCCGAGGGUUCAAGGCUGACUUCAUAACCUCUCUGCCACCAAGCUCAGGUCGAGUGGACUGUUCCUCAGACAACAUGAUCAUUGUGAUCGAGAGGACUUACCUGAACUCCCUCGGAUAUGACGGCCACAGUCUGUACCUGAAUGACCCGCACUGCAGACCCCAGGUUUCCACAUAUCAGGUGGUCUUCAACUUCGCCAUUAACACUUGUGGCAAUAUUCGAAAGUUUGAGAGUGGCAGAGUUGUGUACACCAACACCCUCCGUGCCUACGCCUCCAGCUCCGGGGAGAUCACACGCCAGUCUCACUUUAAGAUGAACGUGGGCUGUCGAAUGGAGCAGGACUCAGUGGCCCAGAUCAUGUACGUUGUCGAACAUCAUAAUAACAGCAGCAUUACAGGCACAGGCAGAUUCAAUACCAGCAUGGAUUUCUACACAUCAAGCAGCUUCUACUACAAGGUUACUCAAGUUCCAUACGAGGUGACACUCAACCAGAACUUGUAUGUCCAAGUGGGCCUGAGGAGGGGUGACAGCUCCCUGGUUCUCUUUCUUGACACCUGCGUGACCUCACCAUCACCCCAUGAUUUCCAGACCAGAUCUUACUACCUGGUCCGCAAUGGCUGUCCCGUGGACAACACCUACGGGAGCUACAUCACUGGCACCCACGCCUAUGCCCGUUUCACAUUUAAAGCCUUCCAGUUCUUGCGAGCCACAGAGUCGGUGUACAUCCAGUGCAAGGUCCUGAUAUGCCAAGCCUCUGACUACAAUUCCCGCUGCCGUCGUGGCUGCAACAAACGUGUGGCCAGAGACUUGGGGUCAGAACACGACAGUCAAACUUUGGUCCUGGGUCCCAUCAAACUCAAAGAACCUGAGAAAAAGGAAGAGACUCAUAAGCAGGACAAGGCUUAACUUGAUUCUGCAAUGAGCUGCUUCAAUCCUCUUAACUAAUCGUUACAGCUCAUUCUGUUCAUUGUGACACUAAAUUGUCUGCACCAUUUUCCUCUUGAUCACCUUCAUUACCUGAUUAAAAGCAUCAUCAAAAGACAA
Molecule: messenger RNA, 2641 nt
Organism: Perca fluviatilis (European perch)
Lineage: Eukaryota; Metazoa; Chordata; Actinopteri; Perciformes; Percidae
Gene: cuzd1.2
Product: CUB and zona pellucida-like domains 1, tandem duplicate 2
Exons: 24
Coding region: 20-2503 (827 amino acids)
Cellular component (GO): cell surface
Source: RefSeq, a predicted model, not a curated record